Messenger RNA from Nematolebias whitei (Rio pearlfish), 8254 nucleotides. It is a transcript of the gene ptprq, whose product is annotated as protein tyrosine phosphatase receptor type Q. Gene Ontology annotation, molecular function: protein binding; protein tyrosine phosphatase activity. Lineage: Eukaryota; Metazoa; Chordata; Actinopteri; Cyprinodontiformes; Rivulidae. Gene Ontology annotation, biological process: protein dephosphorylation. The transcript is spliced from 49 exons. Bases 1 to 7932 code for a protein of 2643 amino acids. The record is from RefSeq and is a predicted model, not a curated record.
AUGCCACAGGAAGUGACUCUGUCAGAGCAGCCAGAAACAUCCGUAUUCAUUACCUGGAGAGCACCACCAGGACAGGUAGAGAAGUACAAGCUUCUGUUUGGGCUGCUGUCCACAAACAGGAAGUCGUGGACGGAGAUGUUUGUCGAGAGCGUGAGCUAUAAGAUCAGGGAGCUGAUCCCAGGGUCAGACUAUGGUGUCAGCCUUCAGAGUGUUUUGGGACCAGACACCAGUCGGGCAGCAAACAGAGAGUUCAGCACACGCCCAGCAGGACUGUGCUCCCUUCACGUGAAUGAAGUCAACUCUUCAUCGCUCACCCUAAGCUGGAGCAGUGCACCUGGAGAGUUCGAGCACCACAGAGUCAUCGUAACCAACGCUACAGUCACUAAAACACUCAUCAUACACAAAAAGGAGCGGGUUGCCGUGGUUACAGGUCUGCAGGACGGCUGCAGCUACAACGUGAGCGCCGAGAGAGUGAGAGGAGCGACGGCAGGAGGUGCCGCCUUUCUGACUGUAAACACAGUGCCGAACCCCGUGCGAGGGUUGCGUUUCGUGAACGUAUCCGCACACGCAUUCUCACUCCGGUGGCAGCGGGCAGAGGGCUGUGUGGAUCGGUACCAAGUGAGCCUGCACCCAAACGAGGGAAAAGUCAUAAUUCAUCCUGCACAAGACGGAUACACUCAGGCCAAUGUGGUGAAUGUGAGUCCUGGGACAAAAUACUCGCUGACAGUCACAGCAGCCUCCUCCUCCAACAUGAGCCCUGGAGUCAGCCGCAUGAGCCCUGGAGUCAGCCGCAUCAUCAAUACCCAAGAUGUUCCUGGUCCUCCUCUAAGCCUUGAGGGAGAAGCUGUUGGUUCGAAUGGGAUUUUGCUAUCCUGGACCAUGCUUACUGAUGUGAAUAAUAUAGAAGGAUACGUCAUCAGGUACAAGGAGAUGUGUCCAUACCCCAAAACCUAUUUCACUCUAAUGGAAAUAAACAUAGUCAUACCAGAAACUCUGCUUACUGUCUUCACCUCUGGUUCCACAUAUCUAAUUCAGGUAGCAGCUAAAUCUCCAGCAGGAAUGGGACCGUUCAGCAAACCUUUAUACAUGAAGACAGCCGAGUCGUCUCCUGGCCUGGUGACCAAUCUGACGGCGCAUGCCCAGAACCACACCUACGUCGUGGUAACUUGGUAUUUGCCGCAGCGCAUCAACGGCCUCAUCACAAAGUUUGCAGUCAAGACGAAAAAUGUUCGCUGGCCAGAGAACGUCCGCAUUAUGGAGGUCAACGCAAAGGAAAUCAUGACCAUAGCUCUGCCUCACUGCAACGACGCGGCUGACAUCCUGUCACGUGCAACUCCUAGUCCCUUGGAGAUAACAGCCUCUUCGCCGUCCAUCACCCUCUCUGCCGUUCCCCCCGCAGCCUCUUGGAGCGUUCCCAUAUCAGUGGGGGUCGAUCAGCUGCAGCCUUACACAACUUAUCUGUUCGAGGUGUCGGCCUUCACGUCAGAUGGAGAAGGACAGAUAGAUUCUACGAUGGUUCGGACACCAGAAUCAGCUCCGGAAGAUCCACCACAAAAUUUUACUAUAAGAAAUAUGACCUCGAGAGCCAUUUCUGUGUCGUGGAACCCUCCUAGAACUGUGACUGGAAAGUUCAGCUAUGUGCUUUACCUGAAUGGACCUACAGGUUUUUUAUACGAGAACUCCACAUGGGACAUGCGUUUCGUUUUAACUGGUUUGACUCCUUACACAAGGUAUAAAAUAUCUAUCCGAGCAAAAACUGCAGGAGAACUGGGUCCAGCUACAGAGAACAUUGUAAUCACUCUAUCUGAAGCACCCAGCGUAGUGCAGAACCUGAUGGCCAAGGCCGAGGAUUCAGUUUCGAUUCGUGUGAGUUGGAGAAGCCCUGCCCAGCCCAAUGGUCCCAUAAUCCAGUACAGACUGCAGGUCCUGGUUGACAACACUCUGCUGCAGGACAUCACCCUCACAGCACAGAACACAACAAUUUUAAACCAGAGUGAGGCACGUCCUCCUGCUGCCCCUGCCAUCUUGCUGCGACAAAAGCGAUCUAGUGAGCUCAUUGUGACCACGUCUCCGCCGACCUUCACUGCCACUGUUUCUCCCCGCACCCUGCCCACUGACACGACUGCAUCCAGCAUCACACUCUCUGCCAGUAGAAGCACCGAUCGCACGGCUAACACUAACACUGAACCGACCCUCCACACUGUGGUGAAGUCCAGCUCAAGCUUUGUGUCCCAGUCUCACAGCAGCGCAGGGAGCUCUGUCACUUCUAUGCCACCUGCUACGCUUCCACACUGGCUGACAGAACAGUCCCAUACAAACACCUCCACCUCAGCUCUGACUCCAGGCCAGCUGCGCCUGUCUACACGCGAUGCUUCAGUUACAGCGCACGUCUCGAUACGCAGCACGGCAGUGUCUGGAACUCCAGGUGUGACAGUGAAACAGGAGGUAGUGAAUGUUAUGUCUGAGAAGCUGUCUUACUUGGUGUCAGAGCUGAAUCCUUUCACUGAGUACAGAUUCAGGGUCACGGCUUCCACCACCGCAGGAGAAGGACCUGCUACAAACACUACUGAGAAGACCAGUGAGCAGGUUCCCAGUGCAGUGCUCAAAGUGGCCUAUGAGAACAUCAGCUCCACCUCCAUCAGUGUGAGCUGGCUCCCACCGCUCAACCCUAAUGGACGGAUCACGCAUUACACCGUUUACGGCCUCAAUCUGCUCACUAAUGAAGCCCUAAAAUGGGAAACGAACACAACGGACAUAGUGAUAUCAGAGCUGGACAAGUAUACUCCCUAUAAGCUACGUGUUGCUGCAUCUACAGCUGUGGGACAGAGCUCACUGUCAGAAGAGGACGACGUGUUUGUUCACACCUUGGAGGACGAGCCUGACUCCCCUCCUGGAAAUCUCUCUGUGGUGGACACAAGCCCCUCCACCGCCACCCUCACCUGGUCUGCACCACAGAAGGCUAACGGCGUGAUCCAGUACUACGAGAUCUCGUAUGGAAACAAUUCCUUCUCUGCACUGGUGAACAGCACAUCUAACAGAGUCACUCUGAUCGAUCUGAAGCCGUUCUCCUACUACAACGUGUCUGUGAGGGCGUACACACGGUACGGCAACGGCAACCAAACGUCAGACACCUUGGACCUUCUGUCUGGAGAAGAUGUUCCAGGCAGUCCCCCUUAUGGACUGUCCUAUAAGUCGGUGAGUCCCAGCGAGGUGAACGUGACGUGGAGUCCUCCUCUGCUGCCAAACGGGGUCAUUACUCUCUACAGCCUGGACCUCUGGAACUCCACGCACCACCUGAAUCUCACUUCACUGACCACCUUCAUCCACAUCACACACCUGAGGAAGUACACACAGUACAGCGUCGUGGUGCAGGCGCACACCCGAGUCGGGCCGGGAAACCACAGCAGUGAGCCACUCAACAUCACCACACUCGAGGAUGCCCCAGACACCCCCCCUCAGUUCCUCAAAGCCAAGAAGUUGUCAGACUAUGAGGUAGAGUUGUCAUGGGAACCACCGCUUAAUCCGAAUUCAGACAUUCUCUACUAUAUUGUGAGAGUUUGGAAUGAAACGACUGAGCUGUGGCAGAACAUGACAGAGACGUCGGUGGUUAUUAAUGUGGACUCAGAAAGUCGCUACAAUGCCUCUGUCUCCAGCUGGACCCGGCUGGGAGAUGGAGGCGUGCUGAUCUAUAUCAGCUUCACCACCACUGAAGCAGAGCCCUUUGAUCCCCCACAGAACGUGACUUUUGUAAAUGUGACGGCCUCCUCUGUCACCUUGAUGUGGCUUCCACCUACUGAGCCCAAUGGGAUUAUUGUGCACUACACUAUUUACUUCACUGAUAACAACACAAUGGCAGAAAAGAAAAUUCCCGUUUCAGAUUUACCUGCCCGCGCUCCUCCUGAUUCACCCUUCAUCUACACUCUGACUCGCCUGAUGGGGGGCAGUAACUACACUAUGUGGAUGACUUCAAGCACUGUACAGGGUGAUGGAGGGGUCCAGUCCGAGCCAAUAACUGUGCUCCUGCCAGAGGAUGUGCCGAGCGACCCAGUCUCAAACCUAACAGCGCAGAUCUUCAGCUCCACGGCCAUCAUUGUGAGCUGGGAUCCUCCCACAGAGCCCAACGGUCGCCCCUACUACAUCCUCACCUUACAGGAGGACGGUACAUUCCCAAACAUGACCAGCCCAGGAGCCCCAGCUGUCAAUAAAACCAUCAAGCACACCACGACCGAUAAUGUAUUCCUGUUUACCAAGCUCAGGAAGUAUUUUCCAUAUGUGCUGAAAGUUACUCCAGCUACUAAUGCCGGUGCUGCCUACAACCAAACCAGCACAGUGUACCUGAGAACAGACGAUGACAUUCCCAGUUCUCCUCCACUCCUGGUGUCAACUAGAAACUUGUCUACGUCCUCCAUCGCUGUGGUCUGGCAGCGCCCUCUAGAGGCCAAUGGAGAAGUAACUGAGUACACUAUCACUCUGUCUGGCCCCGGGGGCUCCAACACAAUACAGACCGCCAACACCUCGGUCAUUCUCACUGACCUGCUCUCAUACACAGCCUACAAUCUCACCAUUACUGCCUCGACUCGUAAAGGCGCAGGGCCCAGCCUGCUCGUGCAGCUUCACACCGACGAAGGGGGCCCCACGUCUCCUCCCCUUAACCUGACUAUAUUUAACCACACGGCAGUCUCUGUGUGGCUGAGCUGGGAGCCUCCUCUGGAGCCCAAUGGAGUGGUGAUGAUGUACGGAUUCUGGAUCCGUGACCUCAUCACAGAAACCGUCACACAUCGGAACUCCUCGGGUCCAUUGACUGUGGCAUACCUGGCAGGCUUUAGGCCCCACAGCUCCUACGAGAUCAGUGUGUACAGUUACACCAGAGUGGGCCACGGGAAUCAAUUCAGCAGCCCUGUGACCUUCACAACAAAUGAGUCAGUGUCUGAUGCUGUGGGAAACCUAUCCUGCUCAGGAGUGAGCUGGGAUUCAAUCGAGCUGUCCUGGGAUACUCCAGCCAACCCCAAUGGUCAGAUUCUGUUUUACGAGAUCACAAUAGAGGUCAACCUGCAGGUCUUCACACAGCAGACAGACACAUCUGGAUACACACUGACUGGCCUGUCACCAGAGCAGGAUUAUGCAUUCAUUAUAGCCGCAGUCAACUCUGCUGGACCAGGAGACAAAGUGAACUGCUCAGCUUCCACCCUUUCUGAAUCAGUUCCAGCUGCCCCUCACUUCCUCACCAUAACUGAAAUCACAUCAAGCAAUCUGAGCCUCGAGUGGGCUCCGCCGCUCUCGAUUCCAGGCCUGCUGAAAGAGUACCGCAUCGUCGCGCAGCUGCUUUCCACUGAUUGUACACUAAACAUACCGCCAACUCCGGACGACGAGCUCACCUCACACUGCGUGGAAAACGAUUUCACAGUGUCAGUGAAUGCCUCAGAUAACGCUGAAGGAGGCAGCAUCACCCUUCAGUCCCUGGCUAAAUACAGAAACUAUCGCUUCAAAGUGGCUGCCGUGACCAACGCUGGAGUUGGAGAAUAUACGCACUGGGAAUAUGCAAUGACUCUGGCUGGAAACCCCGACGUGCCUCCCCGUAACCUGAAUGUGACCUCCACCUCCACCAGCCUUCGCAUCCAGUGGGAGGCUCCAGCUGUUCUAGCGGGACAGACGUCAUAUUUUGUGCAGGUGGAUGGUCCUGGUAUGAACUACUCAAUAGUCCGAGCUCCAGGAGAGCUGAUGACUGUUGUUGUGACCAACCUGAGGGCAUUCACCCGCUACACUGUUACCGUCACCGCCUUCACUGCUUCAUUGGAAGAUGGGAAGGCCAUUGGUCCUGUUGUUUUUCAAACAAUGGAGGAGGAGCCAAAAGACCCUCCCAAGAAUGUGACCAUCUCCGUUAUCCCAGAGGAAGUGAACUUGGUGAGGGUGAGCUUCAGUCCUCCUGAGGAGCCCAACGGAAACAUCACUGCCUACUUCCUGUUUGUGUAUGAGAAGGAACAGCUGGUUAAAAAUGUCAGCCUUGACAACAUACAGGGAGAACCGCACAUGGUGGUCGCUUUCAUAGAGGGCCUUAAAGGAGGGCACACCUACAGUAUACAGAUUGCAGCAAAGAAUGGGGCAGGCAGGAGUCCACUUAGUCCACACGUCCAGAUUACUACAGGGAUUAAAGCCCCAUCCAAGCCAACCCAAAAACCCCAAGCAGUGCUGGGCCAUGGAGGGGUUGCCAUGGUAACCCGCAGGAGUAUAACCAUCCACAUGCCUGCCUGUUUCUAUAGUGACGAUAACGGGCCAAUCACAAAAAUCCAGGUCAUCGUGGCCGAGUCAGGGGUGAGGGACAGCGAGAACCUGACCAACUGGAGGGAGGCAUUUUUCCACCAUCCUGCUCCAUACUUUGCAGACUCCGGGUUCCCCAACCCUCCGUGUUUGUCGAGGGACGACUCGUUGCAAAUAAAUGCCUUCAUCAGAGCCGCCCGCAGUGUGCCUGGAGAUGUCCCAUCACUGCUGAGACAAAACCAGUCCACUUCAGGGACGUAUGUGAUCGGAGAGAACGACGGCUGCAUGGAGGAGAACAACACUGAUCCUUUCUGCAAUGGGCCUCUGAAGCCCAACACGGUCUAUGUGUUUAAGUUCAGAGCUACAAACCCUAAAAGCCAAUACACAGACUCUGAAUAUUCGGAUCACAUCAGAACUUCAGCUGACGGGCUGUUGACCAGAGAGGAGCAGAUCAUUAUGGGUGUUUUGCUGUCAUUCUUCUUGGCUUUGUUACUCAUCAUCAUUAUCUGCUGCUCAGUCAAGAUCCAUCAGCGUAAGAAAGAAGGUGGCACUUAUUCACCGAGAGAGGCAGAGAUCAUAGAGACAAAGUGUAAGCUGGAUCAGCUGAUCGCUGUGGCAGACAUGGAGCUGAAACAAGAAAAACUCAAUCGGUAUUCUUCCUUCUUCUUUAGGCGGAAAGAGAUUUAUGUCAUCCAACUGCUCAGCUACAGGAAGUCGCUCAAGCCCAUCAACAAGAAAUCUUUUCUGCAGCAUGUGGAAGAUCUGUGUGCCAAUGAAAAUGCCAAGUUUCAGGAGGAGUUUGCGGAGCUGCCAAAGCUGCUGCCCGACCUGGCCACAUCAGACGCUGACCUGCCCUGGAACAAAUCUAAGAAUCGCUUCCUCAACAUCAAACCCUACAACAACAACCGAGUGAAGCUGCUGUCAGAACCCGGCGUGGCAGGCUCAGACUAUAUCAAUGCCAGCUUUGUUUCUGGUUACUUGUGUCCCAACGAGUUCAUAGCCACUCAAGGCCCUCUACCCAGCACCGUGGCAGACUUUUGGAGGAUGAUCUGGGAGACAGGAACCCGCACCAUCGCCAUGCUCACACAGUGUUAUGAAAAAGGCAAAAUUCGGUGUCACAAAUAUUGGCCUGAAGACAACAAGCCGGUGACGGUGUUCAGUGACUUUCUAAUUUCUAAAGUGUCCGAGGAAGUCCUUCCUGACUGGACUAUCAGAACCCUUAAAAUAGAAAAGCAUGGUCACUACAUUUUGGUAAAACACUUCAACUUCACAUCAUGGCCUGAGCACGGAGUCCCAGAGUCCUGCAGCACUUUAAUUAAUUUUGUAAAAACUGUUCGAGCGCAUCGGCACGACAACUCCACUAUAGUUGUCCACUGCAGUGCCGGUGUGGGAAGGACGGGUGUGUUUCUCGCUCUUGAUCACCUCAUUCAGCACAUCAGAGAUCACGACUUUGUGGAUAUUUAUGGGCUCGUGGCUGAACUUCGCAGUGAGAGGAUGUGCAUGGUGCAAAAUCUGGUCCAGUACAUCUUCUUACACCAAAGCACGCUGGAACUUCUGAACAACAAAGGCAACAGCCAGUCCAUCUGGUUUGUUAACUAUUCUGCUCUGGAGAAGAUGGACUCCCUGGACGCCAUGGAAGGUGAUGUUGAACUAGAAUGGGAGGAGACCACAAUGUGAAAGACCAACCAGGUGGGACGCCUGUUAGAGUUGUUGUUUCUGUGGGUUGCGAGACCUCGAAGAGGAACGCGACUGAGCAGCACACUUUAAGAAUGAAGACGAAAGUGCAGGAGAUUAAUAAGGACUUAAAUGCUCCUCUUUAAGUCCUGUUCUCCACCCAGUUUUUUUUUUUUUUUUUUACUUUAAUGCAUGUCUUGUCCACCUGUUUCCAUAAACGAGAAGAGAAACAAGAUGAGGGGCAAGACUUUCAGAAAAGACAGGGACAGAAGAGAGAAUGCGCUGACUGGGAGAGCUUUAUCUCAUCUGUACGCCUUCAGGUACU